Molecule: messenger RNA, 4540 nt
Organism: Ctenocephalides felis (cat flea)
Lineage: Eukaryota; Metazoa; Arthropoda; Insecta; Siphonaptera; Pulicidae
Product: coiled-coil domain-containing protein 141-like
Exons: 12
Coding region: 179-4540 (1453 amino acids)
Biological process (GO): synapse organization; homophilic cell-cell adhesion
Cellular component (GO): plasma membrane; axon; neuronal cell body
Molecular function (GO): protein binding; axon guidance receptor activity
Source: RefSeq, a predicted model, not a curated record
CGUGCGGUCAUGCUGGUAAGAGGCCGCUUCUCUCGUCCGUGCGCUCGAUAAAAUAACGUGAAUAAAACGAUCGAAAAAAUUGGCAAAAAGUAUAUUUCAAACACGAAUUGUUAGUGAAUUUUAUGGUGAAUGUGUAGUAAUUAAUCGUUGACAUAGUUAAUCAACGUUUUCAAGGAAGAUGGAGGCUGGCGAGAUGUCGGCGUCUAAUCCUCAUCCGGAUACCACCACCGUUAGCACGAUAGUUUUGCAAAGUGGUCCUGUUCGGCUGGUCGUUGCUAUUUUACAAAGCGGUGAAUGGAUAACGGUUAAACUGGUAGAGGCUCAGCCUGAUCUCACGAGCAUCGGUAACGAUCUGCAAGAAGCCGUCGAAUUGCAAACUGCACACAGCGAAGUACUACGACAGCUCAAGAACAAGGCUACUCCCGUCGAAGAGUUAAUGCGCCAAGUCGAUAAGAAAGUAUCCUCCCAGCGUCCGGAACCAGAGGUCUAUGCAGCGAUGGCCGAAUCAUUAGGAACUGCGUGGCAGAGCAUAAAUAAUCACCUAGAACACAGAAAACAAAUAUUAGACCUGAGUGUAACCUUUCAAACAAAUUUCGAACAAUGUCUCCAACGUAUGGAAGCCCUUAAUAUUAUUUGUCGCGAUGAGGAACUUCCCAUUCAAAUUGAUGCAGUUAAACAAGCUCUCACUGAAAUACACGAUUUGAGAAGAUCGGUUUUGGAAUCUGUUAUGGCUGCUCUACAAGAGGGAGGCCAUUUACUAGACCAUUUAAAAGAUUUAAAUAAUAUAGGUACCUUAGAUUCUAGGCCAGGACAAAUUAAACCGUCAGUUGGAUCUGCUAUCAAACAAGUUGAAAGCUGGUUGGAAGCGAUGCACGAUAGGAGGAAAAUUUUGGAAAUUUCAUGGCAAAAUAGAAAAAAUCGGUUGGAGCAAUGUUUGGCUUUGGCUAUGUUGGCGAGAGACUUACAUGAAUUGGAAGAUGCUAUAAGGGAACAUAAAGAACGAAUUGGAUCUGAUAUUUAUCUGGGUGAAUCCGAGUAUGAAACGUCAAUGUUGAUAGUGGAUAUUAACAAUUUUUUGAAGGAAGUUAAAGAAUUACAAGAGCGUGCGAUUAAAAUAACCAGGGCUACCGAACAGUUGGUAAAAUCUGGCUGUUUUGCAGGACGCGAAGCCAGUGAUAAAGCUUAUAGUGUUUUGGGAGGAUGUUCAGAUUUCUUAAACGACUUGGAAAGCAGGGAAACAUUAUUGACACGAGCGCAAGCAUUUUACGAAAAUGGACGACAAGUUUUAAAUCGUCUUGAUGAUUUCGAACGCGAAGUACGACAAAACGACCUGGUAGGAAUGUUGCCUCGUCUCACUCCGGUCACUAUAACAAAUGCUGUUGAUGAAAUUACGCAGGACGUAAUUCGAGAAGGAAGAGAUUUGUUAACAGAAUGUGGUGUCAACAAUCCGGGAUCACAAGGUGUCAGAAAUUUAUUAGAAGAGAUCGAGAACAGAGCGAUAGAAUUGAGGAGAAAGUGCGAUGAGAUGCGAAGGACGGACAGAAAAAUCGGCGAGGCGUUGUUUGCGUUCCAGGAAAAACAAGAUGAACUUUCAUCCUGGCUUAGAACGAUAUCUGAAAUCUCUUUGAAGGAACGCAGGGACAUGGGACAUGAUCUGCCCACAGCCAAAGACUUCUAUAGCUUCCAUCAUGAAUUAUUGAAGAAUCUAGAGAUAAAGGGUAACGAGAUCAACGCCCUCCUAUUGACAUUACCACCAAUUUUGGAAUAUCUGGACGACGAGCAACGGAGAGAAGUCGAUCGAAAGGUGGAAAGUUUGCACGAGAAUUGGACUACUCUUAAAGCUUUGGUCGAAUUGCGCCUGGAUCUCUCUUCAGUAUUCGUACAAUUUCUAACUGACGCAGAUAAGCUUAGCGCAGAAUUCGAUACAUUGGAUCAACUGUUGGUCCGAUCUUCGGCGCAUUCGAUGGAGGAUAAGAUUAGGCUUAUGGACGUACAGUGGAAUGUUAUUAAACCCAUGUAUGAUCAGCUUAAAACAGUGGAACUGGAUUUAAAAGAUCUGCAGAGCAGUUUUUACACCAUCAAUCAACAUAAAAUUUUCUUAUACCGUGUCGAAUGGUUCGACAGCGGCAACUGCUCGAAUCGAAUGUUUACAAAUCGUUGUCGGUAUCUGGCGCCCGUUGCCAGCAGAUCUAUUUUAAAUUUCACGAACGUGCAUGAACGCUUUGACGGUUUUUCAUUACAGCGAGCCGUCAGCGACCGCCAUUUGGCGAUAGGCACUGCCUGUUCGCUUAUCGACGAAAUUCUGAACGGUUUCUCCGGAAGAGAGUUCAGGCUUAUCGAGCAGCAGGAGACCUGGCGCACGCAAAUCACCACCGUCCGACAGGUGUACGAGGAGUGGAGGAGCGCCAUGGAGCAGACGAGACAGGUUAUUAAUUGGAUUUCAAAAUUAGAUAGCAACAUAUAUCCAGUCCUUACAUCCCCUACAUCAAAUGCUAGUGAAUUAGUUGCUUUUGCUGAAAGUACCUUGCAAAGGGUUACAAACGAAAUAGUACAAGCUCAGAAUGAUAUACAAACUAAACUUCGUUUAACAGAAGAUUUAGUCGCUCAAGAUACAUCUCUGCUCGAUGAAACGCAGCCAGUGAAGAACAAUCUUCAGGAAUUGCAACAAAAAUUAAACACUACGAGUACUGAAUACAAACUAUUAGUCCAGUCUAUCAUAUCCUUCUUGCGAAAUGUUGCAGAAUUGGAUAAAUCUAUUGAAAAUAUUCAGAGCAAACAUAGAUUACCGGUGGAUUUACAAACUGACCUCGAAAAUUUCGCCAAAGAUCACGAAGCCUCCAAGAAAAUAAUCAUGGAAAUGUUUAAGUUAAUUGUGAAUGAAAGUGAUGAAGUAAUAAAUAAAAUUAGGCAACAGGAACCAAAACUUGCAGCUCAACACGACAUUGAGAAGAUAUUGACGAUGCUUGAACAUAGGAAAUCAUAUUUGAAAGACAUCAAUAGUACGUUGGACGAUCUGGUCAGGCAACUAGCGUCAGUUAGAGGACAAUACGGCGAGACUUUGGCCACAGCGAAAGCAUCAUCACUGGCGUUUGAAUAUUUCGAACGAACGAUCGAGCUACUGCAAAAUAGAAUUGAUGGAUUCGUUUCAUCCUCAAAUGAAAUAUUUUCGGACCAAACAAAAGAUUACCCACGUAUAAAACGUGAUUUGGAUGCUCUAAGUAGCCGUUGGAAUGGUUUUCGACAUGAAGUUUCUGAAGUCAGAAGGCUCAUUGAUUUGAGUAUGCAAUACUUCAAAUUGGUAGAUGAGACCGACGAUUGGUUUGGAGAAGGAAACAAACUAUUAUUAACUGUAGCUAGUAAAAUUGCAACAAUAAAGACUGAAGACGAUGCUAAUAAAUUAUUAUCUGAAAUGGAACACUUUAUAAGUUCUGGCGAGUAUAAACAAAACGAACGUCUUAACAAAAUGUCUGCACUUGCAAGAGAUUUAUAUGAUGAUAGCAGAUAUUCACAUCUCAAUAAGAUUCAAAAUUCCAAUCGCGACAUGAUGACUUCUUUCGAAACCAUGAGAGACAAUUUAAGAACAGCAAUAGAUAAUUUGAAAGCAGCUGCUAUAGAACGUGAUGAAGUUGAUAGAAGUUUGGCUGAAAAAGCUAAAUUGGAAGCGGAGUUACUAGCGCAAUCGGAGAUGAUUCAACAAAUAACAGUAAAAACAACAACAUCUGAAUCGCAAACUGUUGAUUUAGGUAAAGCGCCAGAGUUUACUGUAUUGCUUACGGAUGCAGUAGUUCCUGAGGGUAGUAAAUUUACAUUUGAAUGCCAAGUUGUUGGAGAUCCUGAACCUGACGUAACAUGGUAUAAAGAUGGUAUGAGUAUACAAAAUAAUCCUGACUAUAAAACAGUGUUUGAGAACGGAAAGUGUAGUCUAACAAUAGAAGAAACGUUUACAGAAGACUCUGCUAAAUUCAGAUGUAAAGCAAUUAAUAAUUAUGGUUCUGCAGACACAUGUGCAACGUUAUCGGUUCGAGAAACUGAUGUCAAUACUCUCUUGCAACCACCUCAGUUUGUAGAAUUAUUGAAACCAGGUAAAGCCAUGGAAGGUAAAAGCUUUCAGUUUGAAUGCAAAGUGAUAGGAAAUCCGUUACCUACAGUGCAGUGGUAUAAAAACGAUGUGUGUAUAGACAAUUCUAAAGAUUAUGGAAUUACAUAUAAUAAUGGAGAGGCCGUUUUGCGAUUUGAAGAAGUAUUUCUUGAAGAUCAUGCUUUGUAUAUGUGCAAAGCCACAAAUGAUGCUGGUAUUGAUCAAUGUCAAGCAUAUCUGAUGGUUGAACUGUUUGUAAUACCACUAUCUAACACAAUGGCAAGAGCCGGCCAAAAAGUGAAAUUGGAAUGCCAAGUAUCAGGUAUACCAGAACCCCAAAUUCAAUGGACUCAUAAUGGAAAACCAUUCAUGGAAACCUCUGACUCAAAGGGCUUUGAAGGAUUUAAAUCAAGAAAAUUCAAUAAACACUUAUUAGAAAUUGAAUUAAUAAAGUUGAUUUAA